AUUCGCCAUACGCUAACUUAUAGGGUACUGCGUGACCUUCAGUGGUCCAGCGAAUAGGAGACACACGCGUUUUAACCCGCGGCGCGUUUUUUGGAUAUUUCUAGUGAUGUUUUAUUUUUGCCUAGUGAAAUAUCCAACACGUCUAUCUGUGUGUUUGGUACUCAUAUAUAUCCUCUCUGUUUGUCUUGGCACAUCAGAGGAUAUAAGAUCAAAGAAAAAGAGUGGUGGUGUUGACGUUCAAACAACUCAAGAAAAAAAGAAAGUUAAAAGUGACCUAGAACAAUUGGAUGAUCCGGAAACUGUCGAGAAAUUCCUACGUGAUUUUCUAGAACCUGAUUUAUUAUUCUCUCAAAUUUUAAAGGAUAAAGAAGAUCCAGAUGUUAGCUCAGAGCCAACAGAUAGUCCACUAGACACACAUCUAAAAGAUGGAGAACGAGGAUCAACAGAUGAAUUUAUGCUCGACUUGAGUAUUAAUGAUGUUACAACUGAUGGCACUUCAUCGGUCGAUGAUGAUAACUCAGAAAAAAAGACCGAUCCAUUAUCAAAUGAAAAGAAGACUCAGGAUUCAAGUGUACCUCAACAAUUGUAUGAAGAAGCUAUGAAUCUUUUGGAGAAAGGAGACAUUCAGUCAUCUGCUGGCAAAAGUGCUCUGGAACUACUAAAUGAGGCCUCCAGACAGGGUUAUACAAAGGCUCAAGAACAGCUUGCUUUGCUGACAUUACUUGGAGGUCAUACGACAGAUCCUUUUCAAAAUGCUUAUUCAGCAUUCGAGCAACUAUCCAAUAGUGGAAAUCCUCGUGGUCAAUUCGGUUUGGGGUUUUUGUAUGCAUCCGGAUUACAUGUUAACGCAAGCAUUCCACAUGCCUUGAUAUAUUUUACAUUUGCUGCUCUCGGAGGCGAUAACUUUGCAGAUAUGGCACUGGGUUAUCGUUAUUGGACGGGUGUGGGUGUUGAGGAAGAUUGUGAAGCAGCAUUAACACAUUAUCAUCGAGUGGCCCAAGUUGUCUUUAAAGAAGUAUCUGAACGUUCUGAAGCUGGGGGUCCAACUCUCCUUGGACCUAUGGUACGGCGUGCACGUCUGCUGGACGAAGUGGAUGCGAAUAGUCAGGAUGGAGACCUUACAAUUAGCGAAGACUUAUUCCAGUAUUAUCAGUUUAUGGCGUAUAAAAAGAAUGUCAGUGCAAUGAUUGGCUUGGGUCAAUUAUACUAUUAUGGUAGACACGGUGUUGAAAUGGAUCAUGAAAAAGCCUUCUACUACUUUAAUCUGGCUGCAGAAUCUGGAAGUGCCAUAGCUAUGGCUUAUUUAGGCGAGAUGUACAUGGUUGGUAGUGCUGCUCUUCCUGCAGAUUCAGCGAAAGCUUUGAAGUAUUUACGCAAGUCAGCUGAAGAAAACAAUCCAAUCGGACAAACAGGUUUGGCACUAGCUUAUCUACACGGCCGCGCCGGUUUACCAGCUAAACCAGUCACUGCAAUGGAGUUAUUCUUAAAAGCUGCUGAUCAGGGUUGGCCUGAAGCACAAUUGUAUCUUGGUCGACUCUUCUUAGGUACCCAUGGAAUAAAAGCAGACUAUAAACUAGCCUUAAAAUACUUUACUAUGGCAUCACAACAGGGUAAUGUGAUGGCUUUCUAUCAUUUGGCUGAGAUGCAUGCAAAAGGUACAGGAGUAUUACGAUCAUGUAGCACUGCUGCCGAACUUUUUAAAAAUGUAGCUGAACGUGGUCGUUGGUCAAAAAUGUUCAUGUCUGCAUAUUCUGCUUUCCAUAAUCGCCGUUAUCAUGAGGCAUUUGUUACAUAUCAACUUUUAGCAGAAUUAGGUUAUGAAGUGGCUCAGAGUAAUGUGGCAUUUAUUUUAGAAGAAGAUAAAGCUCCAGGUGUACCAAAACAUGAACUUCAUAAACGUGCGUUUACUCAAUGGCAAAGAUCAGCAACACAAGGUUCAACAAGUUCGCGUGUAAAGUUAGGUGACUAUUACUACUAUGGACUUGGUACUGAUGCUAAUUAUCAGAAGGCUAUCCAACAUUAUCGAAUUGCCUCUGAUCUGCAUCACAAUGCACAAGCGAUGUUUAACUUGGGUUACAUGCAUGAACAAGGAUUAGGGCUGAAACGAGAUCUACAUUUGGCCAAACGAUUUUACGAUAUGGCUGCUGAAGCCUCUAUUGAUGCACGGAUAGCUGUGUGCCUGGCUUUAAUACGCCUUGCAUUUUAUUUUGCUAUGGAGUUUUUCAGUGAAUCCAGCUUUUUCAAUUACAUUGGACGUAUGUUUAAUAGUAAAUCGCCGGAGAAUUCAGAAUCAAGUUACACUGCUGACUCAUCGUCAAGUACAACAAAUCCUAAAACAACAUCUAUGGAUUGGGAUUUUUAUGCAAUACCAUUUUUAGCUGGAUUAUUAUUACUAUUUAUUUUUUAUAUUAGACAUAGAAGAAUUUAAUAUGCAUAUAUAAAUAAUUUGUACAUGUAAUUGUUUCUUUUGUGUGUGUGUGUGUAUGUAUGUGCGUUGGUCAUGGUUUUGAGAAUGAAUUCAAGUUUUUCUUUUGGAAUGUACGUCAUAUGACGCUGCAGAUUUCAAAGUUGUGAUAAACUACUCUGUUUCUUUUCUUUUUUCUUCUUUCUUUUGUCCAUCUCUUUUUUUUUAAUCUCAAUACUUUUCUCUGUUUUGAUUUUUAAUUUUUAAUAUGGACCAUUUAUUGUCUAUAGAUUGUAAAGUUAACUAUCCUGCUCCUGUCUUUGCUCACUUUUGUGUAUGUGCACUACUUUGUUCAAGCCUCUUGUGUUGUUUGCUUGCACGUUGUUCUUUCUCUCCUUUCUUUCUUUUUCAAAGAAUUUAUAUCCCAUCACCAAAUGCGUUUGCCUUUAUUGCCACGAUGUGUUGUAUGCUUUCCCCCUGUAGACACGACUGCAUACAUGCAUAUAUGUAAUAAUGCUUUUCUUUAACUUAACUUGUCUCUCUUCUUCAUCAAUGCACAUUCAGGAAUCUUCUUCUCUUUUUUUGUCAAUAAACUGUUGAAAAUAAUUUUUGACAAGUGAUAAAAAAGAGUUCAAGGCCUGUUGUUUAUUUUUAAAAAAGAAGUAUCUUGGGUCACCUAAAUUAAUUAGUAAGUCAUUGAUAAAAUCACUUAUUGUAGUAAGAAGUGAAGUAGUUGAACGUUAGCCAAGAAGAGCACCUAGUCAUUUACACAUAAACAUCUUGCUUAUUUUGUUUGGUGAUCGUUGAUGCCUAGUUUCUUACUUAUUUCGCCUUUUCUUAUCUAAUUCUGAAGGAUUGUGUUUCUUAUCGUCUAUGCAUUGUCUGUUAUUCUAAACACCUGAUAAAUUGGAAAGCAUAUGAAGACAAGGCAAUUACCCUUUUCCUCAAAAUGGUUGUAUGUAAACAAUCAAUCACACUGAAUGCUGUGGACUAAUUCACAGAUAUUUGAGAGAAAACGUAGAUCAACACUUAAUAGAACUAGGUUGGUUAUUCAUAGACAUCUAAUCUGAGAAAAUUAUUGAGCUCCAACAUUUUUUUUACAAUGGCUUUGCAGACAUGGCAUUACAGUAGGUGUUACUCUUCGUCUAUAACACAAAUCUAUACAUGUUUGAUUAGUUGCAUUUAACUAAUCAUUAGCUAAAUUCUGUAGAGACGUUCUAAAGGAGGUGAAGUCUAUUUAUGAUAUACCUUUAAGUAAAACAGCAAGAUUAAAACUGACUGAAUUCACUUAUUCCCUGGAUUCUCAAGAAUUUGUAUAUAUAUAGCAAAUUUAUACUGUAACUUAACUAUCCAUUUUAUCUACUUUAUCAAGGUAUUAAUUAACCAGCUUCCUAAUGGUCUAAGUACAGAUAGUUUAACUACACUGAAAUUAGUGUCAUGCUAAAGUGAUUAGGUUAAGAAUAGUGGUAAAUACUUCAUUAGGUAGGGAGAAAAUAAUUAGUUUCUUCUAUAUGCGUCGGUGGCACAGUGGUUAGGACUCUCGCCGAUCAUGCACAUGGUCCGGGGCUCGAGCCCACGCCGACUCACACCUGAUAUCUAUGGUCGGCCUGCGAAUUUUGGGCUACCGAUAUCCAUGCUGAAAAUUCCAUACUUGUACCACAAAUACAGUGUGGAACCAAGCUGUAAACAAAAAUAAAAAAUAUAUAUAUAAAGUGCACACAUUUCUAAACGUGCAUCAGAAUAAAGCAAAUUUUAAAUUACUGUCUCAAACAACUUUGUUCUUACCAAUAAGAUGUUUUUUUUUUUCUGUUGAUAAGACCUUACAGUCAAAGCUCAAUAGAUCAUUUGAUGGUUUUGCGUUCAUUGUAAAUAUGCAUAAUUUAUACUUAAUUGUCAGAUUAUUAUUAUUAUUAAAACACUUCAUUUCACCACUGAGGUAUUUUGUAUUUAUUACCGUAUCGGUUGAACAUUUAAUAAAUGUGUCCGAAAAAACAAAAUCAAAAGUGAAUACUCACACAUAUACAACCUUUUAUAAUGAGGCCAGUUUCCACAAAAUAUAAACAACCAGAGUAACUAAUCAAUCCAAUCAAAUUUUCACCGAUAAUAAAGCUCAGACAGUUUCAGUAGAUGCAUAGGUUGCUAAAAUUAAUCUAACCAACAACCUCUAAUUUACAACUACAAGACAGUACCAAGUGAAUUGUGUUUCUUCAAUGAUUUAAUAAUUCCCAUUGUAGCAUU
This is a messenger RNA of Trichobilharzia regenti, 4642 nucleotides long. The record is from the annotation of a GenBank genome assembly. NCBI's taxonomy places the organism in Eukaryota, Metazoa, Platyhelminthes, Trematoda, Strigeidida, Schistosomatidae.